Elgaria multicarinata webbii is the source of this 1218-nucleotide messenger RNA. Its product is annotated as left-right determination factor 1-like. The transcript is spliced from 4 exons. Gene Ontology annotation, molecular function: growth factor activity; cytokine activity; transforming growth factor beta receptor binding. Gene Ontology annotation, biological process: anterior/posterior axis specification. The record is from RefSeq and is a predicted model, not a curated record. The coding region runs from base 1 to 1098 and encodes 365 amino acids. Gene Ontology annotation, cellular component: extracellular region. Lineage: Eukaryota; Metazoa; Chordata; Lepidosauria; Squamata; Anguidae.
AUGGCUGUGAGCCUUAGGUGGGCCUGGGUGAUAACCUGUGCCCUCUUCUUAGCUGCCACUGCCAAAGUAUUUUCCCAGAAAGGGCUUGAGCAGAUGUUGCUGGAGAAACUUGGGCUUCCCGAAGUCCCUACCUUUCAGAGGACCGACCUGCAGAAUUUAGUAAUUCCACAGAAUAUAAGGAAUAAAUACAUGUCCAUGCUGAAGCGUCACCGAGUGAAGCGGAGGGCACUGCCAAGUCUAGCUGGGAUCCUGAGAGGAAUUCCCGGCAAUGCAGAUAUUUCAGGAGACGUUCUCUAUUCAGACGCCACCCGACAGAAUCUGAUCUUCGACAUGGAGGGCAGGAUACCAGAAAACAGCGAAGUCACCAUGGCUGAGCUGAAGCUUUUCAAAAAGCCCCUGGAGAGGAAACACUUGCCAAGCAGGCCGUCUCAGAGGCCGGUCAUGAAUGCCAGGGUGAGCGUGUACUGGGUGCAGCUUCAGGAGAACGGCACCAACCGGACCUCUUUGAUUGAUUCCAGGUUAGUUCCAAUUAUGGAGUCUGGCUGGAGGAAUUUUGAUGUCACCCAGGCUGUGCAGUUUUGGCUAAAAGCGAAGAAGCCGGGCCCAAUGCUUCUGGAGAUCUGGAUUGAAGGAGAAAGGUUAGGCAGCUAUGCCUCUGAAAUGGCCAAAGUUGUGCGCUUUACGUCUCAGGACCCUUCAGAUAAGGCACUGGGGAAACCCGAGCUGGUGCUCUACACUCUUAACCUGGAAAUAUAUGGAGGACCUGGAGACUGUAAAGAAGGAACCUUGACAGAGAAGGCCAUCUGCUGCCGACAGGAAUAUUACAUCAAUUUCCGAGAGCUUACCUGGACUCAAUACUGGAUUAUUGAGCCGGCUGGCUACCAGGCUUACCACUGUAUAGGUGGCUGCCGGCAGCCCAAGAAGUUGCCGCACUAUUUUGGCUAUGGAGAGAGAACUUGUGCUGUGGUGGAGAGUUCCCCACUUCCCAUGAUGUAUCUGGUCAAGAAGGGAAACUACACAGAAAUUGAGGUGGCCGAGUUCCCCAACAUGAUCGUUGAAAAGUGUGGCUGUGUCAUGGACCAUAUGGCGGUGGUCUAGCUACCCACAGACACAACCACACAGAGACUGGUCCUCUAGCAGAAGUGCCAACGGUGGCUCAGCUGCAGGGCCUUCUUUUCUGACUUGUGGGUGCAGCCAAGAAACUUAGUGCUCUUCAUU